GACUUCUUUUCCAGAAAUGUCUAAUGCAAAAGAAAGAAAACAUGCUAAGAAAAUGAGAAACCAGCCUACCAAUGUGACUUUAUCCUCUGGCUUUGUGACUGAUAGAGGUGGAAAGCACCAUAAUGAAGGUCAGAAACCUCAGAAGCAAGAGCCUCAUUCUGGAACUUCAGGACAGCGGCAAACCAGAAUUCCUACCCAUUCAUUGCCUGAGCCAAAUGUGAGUGAGCAGUCUUCCUCCAAAGUAAUGUUUAAGAAAAAAGGAGGCUGGAAAGCAGGUCCCGAUGGCACUUCUCAGGAGAUUCCCAAGUAUAUAACUGCUUCUACUUUUGCUCAAGCACGAGCUGCCGAGAUCAGUGCUAUGUUAAAAGCUGUAACCCAGAAGUCUUCUAAUUCACUGGUUUUCCAGACUCUGCCACGGCACAUGCGACGGAGAGCCAUGAGCCACAAUGUCAAACGCCUUCCUAGACGAUUACAGGAGAUCGCCCAGAAAGAGGCAGAAAAAACUGUCCAUCAGAAGAAAGAACAUUCAAAAACUAAGUGCCAUAAAGCUCGAAGAUGUCACAUGAAUCGGAUUCUAGAAUUUAACCGGAGACAAAGGAAGAACAAAUGGUUAGAAACUCACAUCUGGCACGCCAAGCGGUUUCACAUGGUCAAGAAGUGGGGCUACUGCCUUGGGGAGCGGCCCACAGUGAAGAGCCACAGAGCCUGCUAUCGAGCCAUGACAAACUCCUGCCUCCUUCAGGAUUUAUCCUACUACUGUUGUUUGGAGUUGAAGGGCAAAGAGGAAGAAAUACUAAAGGCACUUUCUCCAAUGUGUAGCAUGGAAACAGGACUGACGUUUGCAGCAGUUCACUGCUUGUCUGGAAAGCGCCAAGGGAGCCUUGUGCUUUACCGGGCCAAUAAAUAUCCCAGAGAAAUGCUUGGGCCUGUUACCUUUAUCUGGAAGUCGGAGAGGACCUCUAGUGACACUUCUGAGAGCAGGCAGCUGUGGAUCUGGCUGCAUCCAACUCUUAAACAGGAUAUCUUAGAGGAAAUUAAAGCAGUGUGCCAUUGUAUGGAGCCCAUUAAAUCAGCUGCUUCCAUCUCUGAUCCACUUCCGACACCAUCCCAAGGAAAAAGCCAAACUGAACUGUUGGAUGAGAAAAUUGGCAAGAAAAGAAAAAGGAAAGAUGAUGAAAAAAAUUCUGUACCAGUUAAAAAAGUUGUUGGUGAUGGAACUAGAGAUCCAUGUCAACCAUAUUCUUGGAUCUCUCCAACCACAGGCAUUAUAAUCAGUGAUUUGACAUUGGAGAUGAACAGAUUCCGGCUGAUUGGUCCACUUUCCCACGCCAUCCUAACUGAGGCUCUGAAAACUGCUGCUGUCUGUGUGGAAGGAGAGGACAUGGAGAAGACCCCUCACUACUGGUGGAUUGAAACCUGUAAGAAUCCUGAUAGCAUUUCCCUUCAUUGCAGACAAGAAGCCGUUUUUGAAUUGUUGGGAGGAAUAACAUCACCAGCAGAAAUUCCAGCAGGUACUAUUCUGGGACUAACAGUUGGGGAUCCUCGAAUAAAUUUGCCUCAAAAGAAGUCCAAAGCUUUGUCUGAUCCAGUAAAAUGCCAAGAUAAUGAGAAAGUUAGACAGCUACUUCUGGAGGGUGUGCCUGUGGAGUGUACGCAUAGCUUUAUCUGGAACCAAGAUAUCUGUAAGAGUGUCACAGAGAAUAAAAUCUCGGAUCAGGAUUUAAACCGGAUGAGAAGUGAAUUGCUGGUACCUGGGUCACAGCUUGUUUUAGGUCCCCGGGAAUCCAAGAUACCUAUACUUUUGAUUCAGCAGCCAGGAAAAGUGACUGGUGAAGACCGACUAGGCUGGGGAAGUGGCUGGGAUGUCCUGCUUCCAAAGGGCUGGGGCAUGGCUUUCUGGAUUCCAUUUAUCUAUCGAGGUGCAAGAGUUGGAGGAUUAAAAGAGGAUAUAGUACAUUCUCAGUAUAAAAGGUCACCCAAUAUCCCAGGUGAUUUCCCAGACUGCCCUGCGGGGAUUCUGUUUGCUGAAGAGCAAGCUAAGACUCUUCUUGAAACGUACAAAAGACACCCUCCUGCCAAACGGCCCAACUAUGUUAAGCUUGGCACUCUGGCCCCUUUCUGCUGCCCCUGGGAGCAGUUAACUCAAGACUGGGCAGCAAGAGUCCAGGCUGAGGAAGAAUCUUCUGUAGCUUCAUCUCCAUGUGGUGAGCAGAGUAACCUACGAAGACAUAAAGUGUCUUGUGCUCUCAUGCCCAAAACAACUCAGCUAUCUGAUGAAGUGGGCACACCCAUACACCACCCCAGGGAGCCAGAAGAAGUAAUGGACACAGAAUGUCAAGACCAGGCAGGGGUCAAGAAGGUAACAGACCAGGAAGUCAGUGAGAACCAUAUUGCUGCCACUGGUAAUCAUCUCUGUGUUCUCAGGAGUAGAAAAUUACUGAAGCAGCUGUCAGCCUGGUGUGGGUCCUGUUCUAGGGACAAUCGGGCAGCCUGGCGAGCUGCCAGCAGAGGCCAGCCAGCAUUGACAAAGGAGGCCUGCCUGUCUGUCUUGGAGCACUUCCCCAGGGCCCUGGUGUGGGUCAGCCUGUCCCUGCUCAGGAAGGGCAGCCCGGAGCUGCACACCAUGAUCUGUGUCCCAGCCCAGGAGGACCUCUUCCAGCUCAGUCAGGAUCGGCAAUACUGUGGGCCCCAGGAAUCCAAACACAGCGACCCAUUCAAGAGCAAGAUCCUGAAACAGAAAGAGAAGAAGAAAAUGGAGAGAAAGCAGAAGCAGGAACAGGCUGUUUCUGAGGGCCUGGCAGUGGAGGAUCCUGCAUUGGGGCAGGAAGAUCUGACUCUGGGGCUGUGGUCAGGCCCUCUCCCGCCUGUGACUUCCCACUGCUGUAGAGCUCUCCUAGGCUUUGUCACCCAGGGAGAUUUUUCCAUGGCUGCGGGCUGUGGGGAAGCCUUGGGGUUUGUUAGUUUGACAGGCUUGCUGAAUAUGCUGCUGAGCCAGCCAGCAGCAGAGAGGGGCUUGGUGUUACUGAGGCCUCCUGCUUCUUUGCAGUAUCGAUUUGCCAGAAUUGCUAUUGAGGUAUGAAUGUGGCUUAUAUCCCAGCAGGAGAGCCCUGUUUUCCCUGUCUUUUGCUCCAUAUUCCUUGGA
Otolemur garnettii (small-eared galago) is the source of this 3142-nucleotide messenger RNA. RefSeq names its product POP1 homolog, ribonuclease P/MRP subunit (gene POP1). Gene Ontology annotation, cellular component: nucleolar ribonuclease P complex; ribonuclease MRP complex. The transcript has 15 exons. Bases 17 to 3079 code for a protein of 1020 amino acids. Gene Ontology annotation, biological process: tRNA 5'-leader removal. NCBI's taxonomy places the organism in Eukaryota, Metazoa, Chordata, Mammalia, Primates, Galagidae. The record is from RefSeq and is a predicted model, not a curated record.